Messenger RNA from Torulaspora globosa, 1434 nucleotides. RefSeq names its product protein-lysine N-methyltransferase (gene RKM2). NCBI's taxonomy places the organism in Eukaryota, Fungi, Ascomycota, Saccharomycetes, Saccharomycetales, Saccharomycetaceae. The record is from RefSeq and is a predicted model, not a curated record. Gene Ontology annotation, molecular function: protein binding; protein-lysine N-methyltransferase activity. The transcript has a single exon. Bases 1 to 1434 code for a protein of 477 amino acids. Gene Ontology annotation, biological process: peptidyl-lysine monomethylation; peptidyl-lysine trimethylation.
AUGAGCCAACUUCUUAGAAUGGCCUUAGCAAACAGAUCAAUGUUGUUGGAUAACCGGUUAGAAAAGCUGGUUGCCUGGCUAGGAUGCUCCGAUCAAUUCUAUCUAUCUGAUGAUGUCGAGGUGAAUGAAUGUGAAGAAUCAGGUAGAGGUGUGGUUCUCAAAGGCGGCGCCUUGAAGAAGAAUGAGACGGUGGUUAGGGUACCGAAUCGAUAUCAGUUGAAUUUCAAUAGUAUUCUGUGGAACAUGUCUCUCUUCAACCGCAGAAUAUGCGUCAGUGGUAUCACCGUGAGCGAGCGUGAGAGACAGAUACAGCGGGAGCAGCUUGAUGACAAUGACCCUAGAUUCCGGCUAUAUUCUGUGCUUGACCAAGAGACUGUACUGUCAUUCAGUUCGUUUCAAUUGUUGGCGUUUUACAUUUUGGUUGAACGAGUGUUAUUACCCUUGUGGUUCAAUGGAUCAAUUCAAUCGUUUUGGCAGCCGUUUUUCGACGUUUGGCCCUCUAAGGAGGAACUGGGAUCUAUACCAGCUAUUUGGAACAACUCAGCAUCCUCUAGAGACAAGAAGCUGCUUGGAUUACUACCGCUGGCAUCGCAAAAGCUUAUAAAGAAGAAGAACGCCUUAUUGAGACAAGAUUGGGAUACCAUCCGUCCUUGGUUGGUUAGCAGUUGCGAGCAGUUGUGGCAAGAAGGUCAUCAGUGCCCAUCAAUUGAAGAAAUUUAUGAAGAUUUUUUGCAUGUAUACUUCAUCAUUAACUCCAGAUGCUUAUACUCAGAAGUUCAGCUGAAAAAGGACGAUGUCGAAAGUCAAUUUACAAUGGUACCGUUUGUUGACUUCCUCAAUCAUACGGAUGAAGUGGAUCAGCAUUGCUAUCCCGAGAUCACGAGAGAUCGUAAAGAUCGACUAAUGGGCGUCUUUAGCCUGAAAUGCGGUAAGCGUGGAUACGUUAAGGCUGGCGAGAAUAUUCUGCUCAAUUAUGGCCCACAUUCAAACGAUUUUCUUUUAAAUGAGUACGGAUUUGUGCUGCAGGAGAACCGCUGGAACUUCAUCGACAUAUCAGAUGAAGUCACGAACCUAAUUGGCGGCGAUGCUGUAAUGAUGGAAUUCUUGAAGGAGCAUGCCUACUGGGACAACUACACGAUAAAUUACUCCGAGAUCAGCUAUAGAGCGCUGGUUGCACUUAGCCUGCUUGUCACGCAAGACUACAGACGGGUCGAGAAACUACUGCUCGGCUACAUUUCAGAGGAUUACUUCUUGCCCAAGAUUUCGGACAAGUUACGCGAGUUGCUGGAGAGAUUGCUAGAAAGCUAUCGAGACCGUCUCGAGUCUUUAACCACUCAGCCUGGAAUGCCUGCUAAUUUCUCAGCCCGAAAUCUGGGGACUAUUUACCGUGGUUACAUAGACAUUAUUGAACAUCACUUGGGCAGCUUGUCAUAA